AUGCCGGUGCCUUCGGUGGCAGUCUCUGCAAAGGAGGGAGCACCAGCGCCGGCACCAGCAACACAGACAUCUACAUCUACAGCACCAGCACCAGCAAAGCCGGUACCAUCGCCAUCCAACCCUGUCCUGGCUUCAAAAGAAUCACAAUGGCUGUUUACAGACUCGGAUCUCCGAUAUACUCCCUCGCUGCUGGACGGCAUGUCGAUGGAGACGGAACACACACAACGAAGCAAAGGGGUGAACUUCAUCACGCAGGUCGGGAUACUGCUGAAGCUUCCGCAGCUCACCCUCUGCACGGCCAGCGUGUACAUGCACCGGUUCUUCAUGCGGUAUAGCAUGGUCGACCUGCCACAGAGACCCGGCCGACACCCGUAUCCGAUCGCGGCAACAGCACUGUUCCUGGCCACGAAGGUAGAAGAGAACUGCCGGAAGAUGAAGGAGCUGAUCGUGGCGUGCUGCCGGGUAGCGCUGAAGCAGCCGAACGUGAUUGUGGACGAGCAGUCGAAGGAGUUUUGGAAAUGGCGAGACACGAUCUUGCAUAACGAGGAUCUACUGCUUGAAGCACUGUGUUUUGAUCUACAGCUUGAACAGCCGUACCGGCUGCUGUAUGAUUUUAUCUGUUUCUUCCAGGUGCAGGACGACAAGCGGCUGCGCAAUUCUGCAUGGGCGUUUGUGAAUGAUUCGACAUUUACGGUGCUGUGUGUGCAGUUCAGCGCGCGCACGAUAGCGGCGAGUGCGUUGUAUGCGGCUGCGAUGCACUGUGGUGCAGCAUUCAAGGACGACGAGCUGGGACGGCCGUGGUGGGAGCAGAUUGACGUUGAUGUGAAAGAGGUGCGGCGGGCGUGUAACCGUAUAGCGGAGAUAUACGAUAACUACCCGCUGCCGAAGCCGGGACAGAAGUAUGCUCCGGCGCCUACACCUGUGAAUGGCGAAGAGGCUACGGAUUCGACGAGACGGGUUUUUACGAGUAAUGAUGAGCGGCGAAGGGACAGUCAGGGCGGACAGACGAACGGGCGCAAGCACGAGCGAGACGAGGAACAAGAGCCGGGCGAGAUUGUGUCGAACGGGACGACGACAACGACGACGACGACGGACUCGCCGAAACGACGGAGGCGGGACUCUGAGGAGUCAGCGUCGCGGCCACGAUCAGCGGUGUCUGCAUCGUCGCCUAAUCCUACUGCUGCUGCGGCUACAUCUACGGCUAUCAACUCUACAGCCGGCGGUGCAGGUCGACAGGUCACCAACUCCUUUACGAAUGCGGCGUCGAACCUAAACCUUUCCUCGGCUUCUGCUACGUCACAGCCGAAGCAAGAAGAAGAAGAAGAAGCAGAAGCAGAAGAAGAAAAGGAAGAAGGAGAAGCAGACGAAGGCGAGCUGGAAGAAGGCGAGGAGCUCGAGGACGGUGAACGCGAAGAAGGAGAAGCCGAUCCCGAACCCGAGCCUGCAUCCGCACCAGAGCCUGAGCCUGAUCCUCGCAGCCAGAGCCAGAGCCAUAGCCGUGUUCCCGCAUCGUACCAGAAGCAGCGCAUGGAACAUCCACUGCCUCCGCCUCCUCCGCCGCCAUCACAAGCAGCCCAGUCAAUACCCAGCCGCGAGCGUUGA
Messenger RNA from Nannizzia gypsea CBS 118893, 1602 nucleotides. RefSeq names its product cyclin-K. The transcript has a single exon. Gene Ontology annotation, biological process: positive regulation of DNA-templated transcription, elongation; regulation of transcription by RNA polymerase II. Gene Ontology annotation, cellular component: nucleus; cyclin/CDK positive transcription elongation factor complex. Bases 1 to 1602 code for a protein of 533 amino acids. Gene Ontology annotation, molecular function: cyclin-dependent protein serine/threonine kinase activator activity. The record is from RefSeq and is a predicted model, not a curated record. Lineage: Eukaryota; Fungi; Ascomycota; Eurotiomycetes; Onygenales; Arthrodermataceae.